This is a messenger RNA of Spathaspora passalidarum NRRL Y-27907, 1353 nucleotides long. RefSeq names its product Mtm1p (gene MTM1). NCBI's taxonomy places the organism in Eukaryota, Fungi, Ascomycota, Pichiomycetes, Serinales, Debaryomycetaceae. The transcript has a single exon. Gene Ontology annotation, biological process: mitochondrial transmembrane transport. The record is from RefSeq and is a predicted model, not a curated record. Bases 97 to 1275 code for a protein of 392 amino acids.
AUCGGGAUCAAAUACGUCAAUAUAAGUCAUAUGAAAGAUAACAUCUUCCGUUCAUAGUUCUAACAAAUCACUACGUGUUUGAAAAACAAAAUCAAGAUGUCAUUGUCAUCAGAGUUGGCAGCAGGUUCCAUGGAGGAGCACGAUCUUAAGUUUGGCGAAAAGUUUGUUGCAAAGCCAAAAGUUGCCAUACCAGAAAAUGAUAUAUCAAUAACUCAACGAAUGAUAAGUGCAUGUCUGGGUUCACUCAUAACCUCAUUGGUAGUCACACCAUUUGAUGUGAUUAGAAUCAGAAUCCAACAACAAGAGAUCUUACCGCAGGAUACAUGUUGCCACAAUUCGCUUAAGGUGGAAAGUGUUCCAGCUACCGGCAGAAAUACCUUGGUGAAACACAUGGCAUCCCCUUCCGCAAUGGCUAAAGCUGCAGAAGCUACUCCUGAACUCUUUUGGAUGCAUAACAGAUAUUGCAAAGCAGAGAAUUGUUCUCGAAUAACAUCUACGUUUCAAGGGUUUGCAUGUGUAGCUAAGAAUGAAGGUGUAGGGACACUUUGGCGUGGUCUUUCGCUUACAUUGUUCAUGGCUAUUCCAUCCAAUAUCAUCUACUUUACCGGAUACGAGUAUAUCCGUGAUCAUUCCCCAAUUUCAAACCAUCCGUUAAAUCCAUUGCUUUGUGGCGCGUUUGCCAGAAUAAUGUCAGCCACAUUUAUUGCCCCUGCAGAAUUAAUAAAAACUCGAUUACAAUCCAUCCCAUCCGAUCUGAAAACCUCGUCAAAAGUGUUGAAUAAUUUAUUGAAGGACCUGUUUUCUCUCGUACGGCAAAAUGGAGCUGGUACCUUAUUCAAGGGAUUGCAAAUCACAUUGUGGAGAGAUGUGCCAUUUUCAGGGAUAUACUGGUCGUGUUAUGAAUUAUUCAAGAGUCGUAUCGGACAUGCUUUAAAUGCGGAUUUUGACAAUAGUAGGGGUACUAAUGACUGGAAAGUAUUUGCAACUUCAUUCUUUUCAGGAUCAAUUUCUGGUACGGUGGCUGCAUUCUUUACUAAUCCAUUUGAUGUUGGGAAAACAAGAUUACAAAUUACAUUCGAAGAAGGUCAGAAACCGGGUGGUUACAACAGAAACAUGUUUAAAUUCUUGAUUAAUAUUUAUAGAAGAGAAGGAAUUGGUGCGUUGUAUGCUGGGUUUGGUCCUCGAGUAAUGAAGAUUGCGCCUGCUUGUGCCAUAAUGAUUUCAUCAUAUGAAAUUGGUAAAAAGUUUUUUAAAGAUGGCAAUAAUCAUAAUUAAAUUCAUGUACAUAAGAAGAAAUAGAAUUUUUUUUUGAAUAUUUAUAGAAUUAUAUAGAAUUAUAAUAUGUUCAGGUUG